GCAGAAGCACCUGCGCUGCUAGGGAUUUACACGGGAGCCAGCACGCUGCAGUCCUGCCCUGGCUUGGCGAUUGUCAGACUCGCCUGUCUCGCUGGAAGGAUAUAAGAAACAUGAGUGGAAGGGAUCUUCGAACGUUCAUUACAACUCACAGGACUAGUGACAUAGAUAAUCUGGUUGUUCGUAUGAAAAAUGGUCUUUUCAGCCAGAAGUAUAAACCUGUUGACUACAAACAACUACAUGCACUUACUGAAGAAAAGAAAAAAGCAUCUGCUAAUAUACAAUUAAAGGUUAAAAAAGUAGAACAAGCUUCAAAAACUAACAAAGAACAAAUGCUGCUGAAACAGCACCACCAGAUCUGGUGGCAAGAGCAUAAACGACUGAGUGAGAACAGACAUAAUGUGGAAGCAGAAAUACAAACUUUCCUUGAUGAAGGGAGCCUUGAAUGUGAAUUUCUUUUGGAUAUAUCGGACUUGGCACAUAAAUUAUCAAAGGAACUGGAUACAUAUCAAACAAAUACAGUAGAUCCGAUCUGGCAACUGAGAGAGGAUUUGAAAUGCAGGCUGUCUGAAAUGCAGUGCUACCCUUCACAGAAAUCCUGCGUGGAAUGUGAGUUCAUUCCAGUCAAGGUGUUAGAGCAGGUAGACUUUGUGAAGAAACAACAGAAAACAAUUUUGGAAUUACUUAAUCAAGAAAAAUUGGCUUUGGAACAAGAGCUUGAAGACUGUAAGAAUAAAGUACUAAUAUACUCUUUUGAAGAGAAAACUGGCCUUUUUCAUGAAGUUCCUACACAGUUACUGGCCUUGGAAUGCCCAUACCCCGAUCUGAAGUCUUCAGUCCUUAAUGAGUUCCAUAAAUUUGCAGAUAAAUAUUGGUCUAAGCUUCAAGAGAUUGAUCAACAGUUAAACAUAAUAUGCAGGAACUUUGGUUGGAGUGAAGAAGAUCACUGGGUUUAUCAGACUGUUAUAAAUCAGUAUCCAAGUGACCUUCAGAGCAGAAGAACUCUGUAUUUGGAUAUGCUACAGAGACAUCUGCCUCACAAAUCUAGGCAUGAUCUGGUUUCUCAUGAAAAGGCUUGGGACCAGUAUCAUUUUGCUAGGAAUCAACGUAGAGCUUUGAUUCUAAACUGGGCUCAGGCUAGAAAAGCCUUUUUACUGAAAGCAGUAAUGACUAUUGCUGAAGCCUGUGCUGUUCAUGAGACAGAAGUGAUGUUGGCUAAUAAUAGAAGAAAGCAACAGGAAAUCUGUGCUGAUCUGAAAGGAAAGGUUCUACAGUGGAGAGCACACCAGGAGGAGACAGCCAGACUGGAAGCUGCUGUAGCUGCCAGAAGAAAAGAAAAGGAAGAUGAAAGAGAAAAGAUACAGAAAGAAAAGGAAAUGAUUAAGAGAUCAGAGGAAAAACAAAAAGUGAGAAUAUACUGGGCUGAAAAACAACGCAAGUGGCAAGAAAUGGAAGAGAAAGAUCAACAUCGUCUGGCAGAACUGAAGAAAUUAAUGAUUGAACAAGCAACUAAAGAUAAAGAAAGGAUUAAGUUUAGACAAGAACUGUUGGAAAAACGCCUGAUGGAGAGAAAAGAACUGUCCCUUCAAGAAGUCCAUGAGAAAGAAGAAAGAGAGAGACGUCUUGAAGCCCUCAGGCAACAGGUUGCUAUUGUUGCUGAAAUUGAUCCAGCAAGAAUGAUGGCUGAUACUGUGGCAUCUAAAGCUAAAAUGGGCAUUGGAAUUGAAGAAGAAUGUGUUCUUCAAAGACCACUGUUUACAUUACGUACAUACAGUGAAGAACAGAUCAUUUCUGACCCUAGAGUUCGUGUUGAGCUAGCUCUUCGAGAAGCUGGACUUCAUAAAAGUCUUUAUGCUAAAGAGAUUUUACCAAAAAUUCCUCCACUGAAACUUCCAAGAAGGGACAUGGAAUCUACAGUCUUUAAAAUGUAGGAUCCAUCAUGGAUUUCAGAACUCUUUGACUAGCCUCUGGACUAUAAUAGGAAAAUUUUUAAUAAACUUCUUUAAUUUAGAUAACUUUGUGAAUUUAGGAUACUUCAUAGAAUUAUUUACUUCUCAGUCAGUACGGUCAUUUAAAAAUAAAUGUAUUUCUUAUGGAAUGCGCCGUAGGCCAUUUAAUACUCCCCCACAAUCU
Molecule: messenger RNA, 2130 nt
Organism: Dermochelys coriacea (leatherback sea turtle)
Lineage: Eukaryota; Metazoa; Chordata; Testudines; Dermochelyidae
Gene: CCDC148
Product: coiled-coil domain containing 148
Exons: 15
Coding region: 111-1928 (605 amino acids)
Source: RefSeq, a predicted model, not a curated record